Molecule: messenger RNA, 1854 nt
Organism: Periconia digitata
Lineage: Eukaryota; Fungi; Ascomycota; Dothideomycetes; Pleosporales; Periconiaceae
Source: the annotation of a GenBank genome assembly
UCGCUUGGCAUCGCCCCAUCUCUACGCCUGGAAUUUACUAUGGCGCCUACAUUCAUAGACCUUCCUGUUGAGAUCCUCGAGUCCAUAUUCAUCCAUCUCGAUGCAACAUCGUUGAUUUCCGUAUCCCUGACAAGCAGGACCGUGAAUGAUUUUACCAGCAAUGUCCCUGUAGUAUGGCGAAGCUUCUGCAAGACUCACUUCAGGACGUGGGCCUCGCAUCAUCACAUAGCGGCCAAAUUCGCUGGUCCCCUCUCCGACGUGGACUGGCGUGCCCUCUUCGUCCAGCGAGUGAGGACGAACAAGGAAACAAACCGACUGUUUGAAUUGGUCUUGAGCUCCCAACUAAGCAGGAUACAACACAUGAAUGAAAUUGCCAAUUUUGGAUCCGACGCCUGGGAAUCAUUGUACGAGCAAUCCGUAUGCUCUAGAAGCAUGCCAGAUGUGCUGGCAAGAGAAUACUAUGCGAAAGCUAUCAUGGGUAUGAUUCAGCGCGAAUCUGCAAUCAAAUUAUGGAAAAGGUUGGACCAAGGUGAAGACAUUUCCCUUGAAACGGCUCUAGGCGCGUACGAUGUCUUUACCUCCAUCUCCUCGUUAGUCGACUGGGAAUCCAUCGAUCGAGAUAUCAAUCGUCUCGCAGGAGAACUCUUGGAAAAUCAUCCCACAUUUGCCACUGCAAGCGCUCGGGUCAAAGCCUCCAUACUGGCAGGCUUUCUACAUACAAAAGGCUUUCGAGGCGUUUCCGAUGCGUCCUACCGCGCUCUCCGCAAUAGCUUUAUUGGCUACGCGUUGCACAAUCCACCCCAUCAGUCACUUCCUUUGAUAUCAGUUGCUAUAUUCUGCGCCCUGGCCAAACGCCUCGGUCUCGAUGCUCGGCCUUGUGGUUUCGUAUUUCAUGUCUACUGCAUCGUGUAUGCGCCUAAAGACUAUGAUCUCAACGGACUAUACAAACCUACUAGCUCCUCUGAACUACACUCCAUGUACCUGGAUCCUUUCCGAUCAUCCGACGAAGUCCCUUCUGCAGAUCUUCAACGCGUGCUUCGCCAGAUGGGAGUUCCAAGUGCUGAGCACACGACUUUUCUGUCCGAUACCACGACGCGUGAGAUGGUCCUACGCACCGCACGCAACAUCAUGAACUCAGUACAAACGAUUCGUCAAGGUAACACUAGCAUAGACGAUGGCAUCGCAUGGGCCAAUUCGUCCCCGGAUAUAGACACGGCCUUUUACGCUACAAUCUGGUCCAUGAUGAUUCUCUCCCCAAGUACCGCCACAUCGGGCCCCGCAAACACUCUAAUUUCCACAACGCCACGCCGUGGACAGUAUCUGCCGUAUCUACUUGAUCACAUGCAGAUUCACCAACCAUGGGACGUCUCGCUCCUCGAGCGUCACGUGGUCCCCUACUUUGCGAACUCAAACAACCGCGAAGGCGCGCAGUUGGAGAAAUUCGCUAGGACUAUACGCACAAACGACAGACUGGCCAAACCCGUGAAAUCGCGCGUAUCACAUGACCCGACGGAUGAGGUCGUAUAUUAUCAGAUUGGUCAGCUGAUCAAACACGUGCGAUACCAGUACGAAGGCGUCAUUAUAGGCUGGGACACAUCAUGUGAGCAGGAUGAGGAAUGGAUACAGGUGAUGCAGGUAGACACGCUAUCUGCUGGGCGUAACCAAGCUUUUUACCACAUUCUGGCUUCUGACAAAUCCCUUCGCUACGUUGCGGAUCAAAACAUCAUCCCAACGGGAGCGACAUCAGAACCGACGAAUGCCAUGCUCAAGUUGGCAGGCCGCUAUUUCAAGCGUUGGGAUAGAAGCACAGGGUGCUUCGUAAGCAAUAUUAGGGACGAGUAUCCGGAAGAUUGA